This is a messenger RNA of Neogale vison (American mink), 1879 nucleotides long. It is a transcript of the gene CCDC60, whose product is annotated as coiled-coil domain containing 60. The transcript is spliced from 14 exons. Bases 55 to 1701 code for a protein of 548 amino acids. The record is from RefSeq and is a predicted model, not a curated record. Lineage: Eukaryota; Metazoa; Chordata; Mammalia; Carnivora; Mustelidae.
AAAGAAAAAACAAAACUUUUGAGGGGCCCAGGCUAUGCCUGAGGGAUUUCCAAGAUGACCAAGAUACCAGCCACCAAGAAGAUGCAGAGUGCCCCCAACACAGGGGCCCUCUGGCCCUUUUAUGCCUCAGAACAUCUAACACAGGUGCCAGACAAGCCAAUGAGGAGCAUCAAGUAUAUGGACAAGGAAAUAAUAAACCUCAAAAGAGACCUUGCACGAAGCCGCAUGCUGAUCCAGUCGGCAAAGAUAGGCCGCGGCUACUUCAGCAUGCUGCGAGAAGAGAGCACCUUGAAAAAGAAGCAACAGCAACUUCAGAAACUCAAAGAGGAAGAAAGACACAAAUUCCAGCCAGCCAAAAAGAUGUCAGACAUCCAUUACGGCGAAAUUCUUCUGGCCACAUACGAUGAGGAGAAGGUUAAGAAGACGGGCGCUGGAUUCAUUCGCCCCUUCAUCCCCGUGCACAGCUGUAUCAUCCUGCCCUCGCUGCCCGAGGCUCACGUGGAGCCCCUCUUCCGCCAGCUCUGUGCCCUCCACUGGCUUCUGGAGGCUCUGACUAUCGACCACACCCACCACACCAUGAAGCCCGUGAUCACCUGCUGGAAUCCAAAGGACCCGGGUGGAAGCAAGAGCACAAUAAAAAAAAUCAAUAAGGACAAGUCCAUGGGACAGAGGUGGGAGCACUUCGUCACGGCGCCUAAGACCAAGAAAUUCAAAAUUCCUGUACUCCGCGUCACCAGCCGCAAACCAAGCCGGCGAGGCUCCACCCUCAGUCUGUCUCGGACCAGUGGGGGAUCAUCCCCCCAGAGCAGCAUGGUCUCCAUGAACCCCGGCUCAGAUGAGCCCCCGAGUGUGAUCACCCAGGCGACAGGCAGCAAGGACAUUGAGGACAAUGAAUCAUCUUCAACCAAGCCUGAUGAAGAACCCCUCCAUGUCAAUUUGCAGAAGCUGCUAGAAAUGGUUCGGGAAGAUGCCCGAAGGACAAUCAUGUUGGAAAAUGGGAUGCAAAGAAAAGCACCCAGUAUCUUGUCUAUGCUCAGACAAAACAAGAGCGAUUUGGCCUAUAAAGACAUGCAGACCACCCGCAAGUCAAGUGACAGAUCCAGCAGUUCAAGUGGAGAAAGCCACACCCAAGUCAUCCAGAAGAAGUCUAAAAGCCGCACCAACCGUGACAUCAUCCAAUGCAAGACUGGCGUGUGCAGCUCCAUGAGGGCCAAGUUCUACAGUGUGGCCCAGGAGGCUGGCUUCUGUCUUCAAGACAAGAUGGAAAUCCUCAUGAAGCGCCAAGAAGAGAGAGGUCUCCAGAAGUUCCAUUCUUUUGUCGUUGUCUCAAAUUUUAAAAAGGAUAUAGCAAAAAUGAGGCAUCAAGUCUCCAUGGUAAAAGGAGAUGCAGAAGAAAUUGCAGACCAUUGGUACUUUGACCUGCUGUCCAAACUCCCUGAGGAUCUGAAGAAUUUCCGCCCCGCCAAAAAGAUCCUGGCGAAAUUGCAGAAGUUUGGGGAAAACCUGGACCUCAGGAUCCGGCCCCAUGUCCUCCUGAAGGUGCUGCAGGACCUGAGAAUCUGGGAGCUGUGCUCUCCGGACAUUGCUGUGGCUAUCGAGUUUGUACGUGAACACAUCAUCCAUAUGUCUCAAGAGGAUUAUAUCACCUGGCUGCAGACCCGCGUCAAUAUCCCCAUCCGAUUCCAAAGUCUACGGGCAUAGCCUGUACCUGGGUCAACCAGCUAUCCCAGCAGAGGAGGACUAGACUACACUCUGUUCCUGCUUCCUACCUGUGUUCCUGCUUCCUGCCUACUCUCACGCACACCCACGAGAAUAUAGGAGGGUCUGACUUCUGGCAACAUUCUAGAAGAAGAUACUCCCAGGUGGAAACUCCCCGCAA